Messenger RNA from Nicotiana tabacum (common tobacco), 1659 nucleotides. RefSeq lists its product as uncharacterized. The record is from RefSeq and is a predicted model, not a curated record. Lineage: Eukaryota; Viridiplantae; Streptophyta; Magnoliopsida; Solanales; Solanaceae.
UUGUUUUCUCUUUACCCUUCUUCUCUAUUUCAUCGUUUUCGACAAGUCUGUAUCUCUGCAAAUCAUCUCCAUCUUCUAAUAUAUUUGAAAGCCUCACACCAAGAAAACUCCUAGUAUAUAUAUUUUAUAUUAUAUCCGGUAUUCUAUUUUUAAUCUAAUGAAUCAAGUAUCUACCGAUAAAAGUAUAUCCACUAAAUAAUUCUGUUAUUAUUUAAUUCUCAUACUAUAAUUUCGUCAUUAUAAUUCCGGCAUAAUUUGUUCACCAACCAAACGACCCUCAGUCUAUGUAACUUAGAAUCCAAAACUAAUCGGAUGAAUUUUGGUUGAGAAGUUGCAAUAUCAAAUUGUGUUGUUGAAAGUUUAAAUUGUAGAUACAGUUUGUUUCAAUUGGACCUUCAAAAGAAAACAAAAGCAUUCGCUGUGGAACUAGAACGAAAUAAUAGGCUGGGUCAAUCUCAUUUGCUAUAAAACAUAUCGUGGCCCAAAACUGGCCCAAAUUAUAUCAGAGAGAGGCAGAGAAGGAAGAAAAUGCGGAAGGUUGAAAUUGCUGGCGGCUCUCCAGAAUUCCACGACUUUUUUUGUCUUGUUGAAAACGAAAACGGUUCACUAUAUAGUCAUAAUACACAUAUUGAAGCAAACAUAAAAUACUAAUGCUCUUUUCUCAUUUGGAUAUUCUUUCCUGAAGAAGGUUGUAGAGAAAGAGAGAGAAUGGUGCUAUGGGAGAUCACAUUGGCAACGGCGUAUUUCUUGGGUCUGAAACGAACUUACAAGCUCUUCUUGAGGAUUCAGCGUAAGCUUAUUACUCCCAAUAACCCCAGGCUUCGUGCUUUCGCUCAAAGGCGAACACGAGCUGCCUUUGACGUGGCACUGACCAUUCAUCGCAAGAUACAGGAAAGAGAUAUUGAAGCUGGUAGGAAUCUUGGGAAUUGGAUCCUUCGAUGGCUUGACAAAAUGAAGCCAUCAGCUAAUAUUCGAGGAAAUCCCUCAGAUAGCAAUGCAAUUACGAGCGCAAGUAAGCAGCUUAGGAAAUCAUCUCACUCGCCAAAGCCGGAGGGAUUCCAGAAAUAUGGUGCUGGCCAGGAUAAGGGAUCCAGCAGCAGGCAUAUGUUUACCUCAGCGAGGAACACAUGGCAAAAAGCCUAUCCAACCAUUUCUAUGAUGAUCAAACCAAGAAGCCCUGCUGGAACAAGCAUCCAGUACAGGCAGUUCAACACUGUCUUGCCGGCUAGUUUCAAAGCCAUGAAUCAUGUGAAAAAUGGUUUUGAGGGAGUGAUCCGACCGGAUAUAUUGCAGUGGAUUCAACGAAGCUAAUCCAUUAACUACUCUGUUGCUGCUUUGGCCUUUUCACUUGUGGAGCUGAAGCAUUCGAGAAUUAGUUCUGGCAAUAACUAAAAGCGUUAUGGUUUUAAAUUAUAGUUUUUGCGGCUUCUGUUUUCUUUUGGCUGCCUAGGGCUUUCCAGUCAACCUUGUAAAUUCUUUUCGGAUUCUGCCCAGUACUUGCACUUCAACCAACCUUGAUUGUUGAGUUGCUCUCUUUUGAAUUUGAUUUCUGUUGUGGAAGUGUAUCAAGACCUGAGAUUAUCUUCCAUCCCAAAGAACAGGAAAACAAUACUUUUUCUUUGUUGUAUUAGCACUCUAUAGAUAAAGGUGUUUGGUGUU